GUGGGCUUCCAGCCACUAAUCCCCAAAGCCAAAUUUCUCGCUUCGCCUUCCCUUCCUCCCAUCUCUCUCGAGGCUCGCCGUCGCCGCCCUUCCCAUUCGUCUCCUCCUCCUCCUCUUCUCCACCUCCGCAAAACCCUAGCCGCCGACCCGUCCAAUCCCCCCACCAGCGCCCAAAAUCGCGGCCCCAACGAGCUAGGGCUCGCCAAUCUCUGGCCGGGCCCGUUGAAAUUUCCGGUCGGCCUUUCUCGGGUGAAUCCUUCAGUUUUUUUUUCCGGGGGGAUUGUUUGAUUUCCGCGGCGCACGAUGGGGAGCCGGAGGGAGGAGGAGAGGAACGAGAAGAUCAUCCGCGGCCUCAUGAAGCUGCCGCCCAACCGCAAGUGCAUCAAUUGCAACAGUGCGGGGCCACAAUAUGUAUGUACCAAUUUCUGGACCUUCAUUUGCCUGUCAUGUAGUGGAAUUCACCGUGAGUUCACUCACCGUGUUAAGUCGGUGUCAAUGUCCAAAUUUACUACCCAAGAAGUGCGGGCUCUUGAACAGGGGGGUAACCAGCGAGCUCGCGACAUCUACCUAAAGGACUGGGACUGGCAACGAAUGAGGUUGCCUGUCAAUACCAAUCCUGAUAGGAUAAGGGAAUUUAUCCGGGCUGUUUAUGUGGACAAGAAGUAUGCUGGUGGGUCCUCUAACAAACCAGCCACAGAUAGUGAGAGUGUGAAAAGCAAUGAAAAUGAAAUGAGGAGACCUAGUUCCUAUCAUUCAUACUCCCAAAGUCCACCUUAUGAUUUUCAGUAUGAAGAUAGAAGAUAUGGCAAGCAAGUUGACACGCUUGCUCGCAGGCCUUCAGAUAGGGCACUCUUCGACGGGAAGCUUGGCAACUUCUUAUUCAGUCCAGGUCGUUUGCGAGAUCAGACGAAUGAAGACCAAUUUGCUAAUGAAAGUUCAGGGUCAAGGUUUUCCGACUUUUCAGCCUCAAGCACUGGUGACUUUAGAAAUGAUGUCCUUUCUCCUAGCUCUCAAGAGACAGGGUACAGUAGUCCUUCUGUCCAUCAUUCAAGAAACAUCUCUGCUGAAAAUCCUCAAUCCCAGAAACAUCCUAAUGUAACUUCACAAAUAGAUUUCAAUGGAAUUCGACGCUCACAGCGAACAGGUUCUUCUGGAAGUUUUGGAUCAUUCGAUGGUAGCUCAGUGUCUAACAAAUCAGUUGAAUCAGGUUACCCGCCUGAUGCACCAACAGAAAAGUCAGUGCAUUCUGCAGUAAACCAUCAGACCGUGGCUUCUCCUGUGGCAAAUUCAACACAACUAUAUGCCUUGCCACCCAACAAUCACAACUUGAUACCUCAGAAACCUGCUGAUUUUGGUAGCCAAACCACUGCCAGUAGGAAACCUGUGCAACAUGGUAGGGCUCAGACUGAAGCUGCGGUGCCGCCACCUGUCCCAGCACAACCAACAACUUUCACACCUCUUGACCUCUUUGAUCAAUCAACUGUGCAACCACCUGUCACUUCUGAUGCACAGAUAGAUCUGUUUGCUGGCUUUAAUGAACAGUCAUCAGCUUCUCAUAAAACAGUUAAUUUAGGCAGUCAUUUUGAUGUCGCCAAAGAACCUGCCCAUAAUGGUGUCGUUCAGAAGACAGUGGUACCAUCAGCUGAAGCGCUCACCACAUCUCAUCCUGUUCCCCAAGAUUUCUUUAGUCUAUCAAUUUUGCAGGAACCAGCAACUUCCUCACCCCCUCCACCGAUUGACCUGUUUGCUGGCUUUGACCAAGAACUGCCACAGUUAUCUAGUGUUCAGCAAAUUCCAUCAGCAGCUACAUUGCCUGCUAACGGUGGAUGGGCUUUCUUUGGUGCACAGCAUGGAUCUUUAACAUCUGUUUCAAAUGUGCAAGCUCAGAAGCCCGCUGCAUUCCCUCUAUCUGAUGGUAUUGCUAAAGGAAUUGAUCAAUCAACAUUGCCAACUUCACCACCAAAUACCAUUGGGUCACAAAGUACUCCGUCUGUGAUGGAUAACUGGAGUUUAAAUGCUGAAGAAGUGAAGAUCUCUGUCCCCAAAGAAAAUUCUCAGUCUUGGAAUGCCUUUGGUGAAUCUAUUCAGAGCCCAUCAAAUAGUCUGUUCACAUUUAACACUAUGUCUCAAGUAGCGCCUCAUCAGUUCACUUCAUCUGGCGCUUCAUAUGCUGAAUCCAGAAUUCCACAGGAUUCAGCUGGGGGUGAGACUGAAAGGCCAACUCCUGGGGACAUGUUUUCUGAUUUCAACGUUUCACCUGUUGAGAUGGCUGGACCAUCGUUUCCUGCACAACUUGAAUCCCAUCUGGGCGGUGUGGUGUCUAAUCCUGGAAAAUCAACAAAUCCAUUUGACAUAGCAUUUGAAUCUGAUGUUGACGCCAACGACAUGUUUAUGGACUUGACCUCGCUACAGGAAACAUUACCAGAUCCUCAUACUACCUCAGAUUAUUCUGGGAGCUUAGCACACCCAUGGAUUUCUCAUAAUUCUGCGAUGCCAUAUAUUCCAUCUGGGCCUCAAGGUAUCUGCCCUUUGCACAAACUAAUCUUCAUGCGCAAGUACACAAGAGGGUUAUCCUACGUUGCUGGACAAGACUCUCACAUGUUGUAAGCUCCGUACUAUAUCAGAAAGGAAUGCACAGAAAUCUACAUGGCAGGCAUGCUGGAAUAUUUAAUUUCUGAUUUGUUGAAAUUACAACAGGUAAACCACUUUGAGAAUAAAACAGAUGGCAUAUCUAAUUUUGCAUCUGAAAAUGGGAACAGAACAACAUAUCAGAAAUCCCGAUUUAACUCUGGAAGAGAUGGUAGAGAUGUCAGGCAAUUUGGUGCACCUAGAGGGAGGGGAAGAGGAAGGCACUACAAUCAAGGUCGUGGAAGAGGAAACAACAACUGGGGAGACACAAAAUCCAACUUCAUGAGCCAUGAAAGUCUAGCAUCAGGGCGUCACAGUGAUGUUCCAGCUCCGGCAUCAGGCGGACACCGAAAGCGCCCUUCUAUAAUUUAUGAUGCAAAUGAAGUUAAACAAUGGGUAGAAGCACGGAAGAAAAACUACCCUACAAGCGUCAAUAUAAACAAGAAGUUGUCUGAGAGUCACUUAGAUAAUCAAAACAAGGACAAAGAUGCCCAGCUGCGACGCCAGGAACUGAAGGAAGUCCUAGCAAAGCAGCAAGAACUGGGUCUUGAAUUACCUGAGUUACCACCUGGCUAUCUAUCUGAAACUGAGGAUCAAGGCAAUGAAAAGAAAAGUAAUUGGAAAACUCAACGCAGGGAUUCUCGUUUUGAGAAUCGUGGCAAUACUAGCAAAAGACCGAGGUAUGAGCGUGGAGAGUUUCAGUCUAAAAGAUCCAAGGUAUGGAACCGCACUCCUAGCAAUGAUGGUGCAUUGGCUAAGAGCAGAGAACCAACCCUCCUACAGAAGCUUCUUAGCUCUGAUAUCAAAAGGGACAGGCAUAGGCUUCUUCACACAUUCAAAUUCAUGGCCUUGAAUAAUUUCUUUAAGGACUGGCCUGAUAAGCAGCUGCAGUUUCCCAUUGUUAAGGUGAACCAGAUUGAAAUUGAAGAUAAUAUUACCACAGGCAACUUAGAUGACUUGGAGAAUGCUGAGAUGGCCAAGGUCAGCAGCCUUGAUACAACUGGAAAUGGUGUUAGGAAAGAGUUGAGCUCGAUUGAUGAAGAAACUGGUAUUGCUGACCACAAUGAUGACGACGAAGAGGAUGGUGCUAGUGCGGACAGCAGAGACGAGGAUGGGGACGAGGACGCAGAUGAAGAGCAGUUUAACGAAGCCGAAGAUGAUGCGGCUGCCUGAAAUUUUGACUGAACCGGGUAUCUGAAAUACCUUUUUUUUUUUCUGUGUGUGUAAAGUUGAGCGCGCACAAUGCAUUCUAUCGCUCUUCGUAAAUUCCUGGCGAGGUCUCAUGUUUGAAGAAAAUACAUGUAGUUGAAUUAUGCGGAAAUGUUCUUUCUGAACAAAAGCAUAAAAAAAAGGUGCGCACAGGAGUUACGAGACCCCAUCGUGACUAUCGCACAGCAAA
Setaria italica (foxtail millet) is the source of this 4027-nucleotide messenger RNA. Its product is annotated as probable ADP-ribosylation factor GTPase-activating protein AGD14. Lineage: Eukaryota; Viridiplantae; Streptophyta; Magnoliopsida; Poales; Poaceae. The record is from RefSeq and is a predicted model, not a curated record. Gene Ontology annotation, molecular function: GTPase activator activity.